This is a messenger RNA of Acytostelium subglobosum LB1, 1335 nucleotides long. RefSeq lists its product as hypothetical. The annotation marks the transcript as partial. Gene Ontology annotation, cellular component: membrane. Gene Ontology annotation, biological process: G protein-coupled receptor signaling pathway. The record is from RefSeq and is a predicted model, not a curated record. Gene Ontology annotation, molecular function: G protein-coupled receptor activity. The transcript has a single exon. Lineage: Eukaryota; Evosea; Eumycetozoa; Acytosteliales; Acytosteliaceae.
GUAUCAGACACUGUUAAGAAGGCUGUGUAUGAUGAGUUGGAUCGUUUGAGACCAAUCCCUGUGUCCAAGCAUCCAUAUUUCUGCAAUGAGUACAAUCCAAUGAUUUACCCAUUCUUGAAUGAGACGUUCAACUGUAUCAACACAUCGACAUUCUUCUCGAUGAACACUCCAUACCCAGGAAUGGACUACCUCGGCGAGUACGUCGUUCCCCUGCGCAAGAUUGAGACUGAAAACUCUGUCCUUAUCGGUGUGAUCACCGCCUCGGCCGUGCUGAUCGCUCUAUGUCUUGUAAUGCUCGGCGCCAUCGUCUACUACAAGGACUCGCACUCGAUCCGUUCAGCCAGUCCCAUCUUCUGUAUCAUCAUCAUCUUUGGAGGCAUCAUGACCUACGCCGGCGUGAUCCUAUACGUGCUGCCCACCUCUGACGCAGUCUGCAACAUCCGCUACUGGCUGCUGGCACUCGGCUACUCGACCCUGGCCGGCUCACUCGUGGUCAAGAACUUCCGUAUCUGGUUGAUCUUUGACAAUCCCGAGCUCAAGAAGAUCAAGAUCACCAACAGCCAGCUGAUGCCAUGGGUUGGCGGCAUCAACUUCAUCGUGCUGGUACUGCUCAUCCUGCUGGCCAUCCCCCAACUGGGCAACCUGCGUGUUGAGGCCCAAUACGGCCCAUCUUCCUUCCUCGAGAAGUACGACUUCCAGAACGUGUGCAGCUUCUCGGACAAGACCCACGUGAUCCUCUACCUCUUGCUCGGUGUGUUUGCUGCACUGAUUAUGGUCGGUGUGUUUGUCUCGUGGAAGAUCAGAAUCGUCGACCUGGAUGAGUUCAACGAGAGCAAGCCAAUCGCCAACUCCCUGUACGCUGCGCUAUUCUCCAUCUUUGUGAUCGUGCCUCUGUUGGUCGUGCCCCACUCUGAGAACUCCGAGACAAUCAUUAUCUCUUCAGCCGGCCUCUUCAUCACCACCAUGACCCUGGCCAUUCUGUUCAUCCCCAAGUUCUACCGUAUCUACGUGUUUGGUGCCAACUCGUCCGAGAUGUUCUCCAGCGCCAAAAGUGCCAUCGCCGAGUCUCGCUCGGCCAAGUCCAAGGAGAGUGGCAAUGCUGCUUCCUUUGAGUAUGAGUCGAAGGACAGUUCAGACGAUUCGAGUGAGAUGGUGGUCUGUGCACCAGAGAGUUUGAAGCCCAUUGGUGACAAGGUAGUACAUGCUCAAUUCGACUCUGAUGACGAAGAUGUCGUUGCCAAUCACAAUCUAUCGAUUGAUCAUAGUAACAGUAGUAGUGAUGAGAACAACAACAACAAUAAUGAGGACACUACAACAAAGACAACAAGUGAAGAU